Messenger RNA from Penicillium maclennaniae, 2829 nucleotides. RefSeq lists its product as uncharacterized. The transcript is spliced from 4 exons. NCBI's taxonomy places the organism in Eukaryota, Fungi, Ascomycota, Eurotiomycetes, Eurotiales, Aspergillaceae. The record is from RefSeq and is a predicted model, not a curated record. The annotation marks the transcript as partial.
GUCAACAUGGUGAAGGCGGACGUCCGAAGGGACUACUAUGCGGACCUAGGGCUCCAGCCCAGCGCGGAGACGGAAGAUAUCAAAAAGCAAUUCAGGAAACUUGCCCUCAAGUUCCAUCCUGACAGAAACCCAGGCAAGGAACAGGAGUUCAUCGCCAGGUUCCAGGCUAUUCAGGCAGCCAAUGAAAUUCUCAGUGAUCCCCAGCAGCGGCUCAAGUACGACACCGAUCGAUUACGCGCUGGAUACGGCAAGGUAUAUGGGCCCCCGAAGACAAAUACAACGCGCAGGCCGGCGCCGACUUACGCCAAUACACAACCACCCAAGCCACAACCCCCAAACCAGCCAUAUACUACUCGACCCCAAACAUCUUCCAAGGGACCUUCAGCGGGGGCCAAGCGGUAUGAAGCCCAUGCACGCGCAGGGCCACAACAAUGGAAGCCGCCGCAGGAUGAGGCACAGACCAGAGCUGAUGCCUUCCGGGCCUUCCAUGGUAUGAGAAGCAAUACAUCAGGCUGGCGAGGCUUCGAUCCCGAGACGGGACGUGCAACUGCUUCUUCAGGCUCCUCAGAAAGCGCAUCGAGGCAACAAAAUGCGCCUUUCGGUGCCCAGCGCCCCAAGUCUGCGUAUGAGUUCUUCAAAGACAGUGCGAGAUCUCAAAAACCCGCGAGUCCCAAUUCUCCCAAGAAGAGAAACGGAUUUGCGCCGGGAACUGCUGGGGGCGAUGAACCCAUGGCUCGCAAUACUUCAGCAUAUAACAGCUCCAGAAGCGAGCGGCCGAGCAGCAUGUAUUUCGAUUCUGCGCCUCCGCCGACGGCGAAGAAGCCCACCGCUCCAGAAGCGGCCCCUUCUUUCGCCCAGCGAACUGGUAGUAGCUAUGCCACCGCGGGAGGCGAGAAGACUUUCUUCUCGAGCUCCGGACUUGGACGCUCAUCAACUGUGCGCACACCCUCAGGAUCCUAUCGAACGUCAAACUCGCGCACCAACCCAUCCAGUCCUGAGAACGGCGAAUCCGAAAGCCAUCGCAGCGCCAGUCCCAAGGCCAGACGGAACCGCACCUACUCUCUAUCUUCGACAACUUCCAGCGAACUUAAUGAUGAUGACAAUGACGACAUUCACGAAGUGCGACGACCAAACGCAUUCAAGCCCAAGGCGGUACCCAAGAGCCGACUCAGACCUAAUCAGAAGUUUACCGACUUCUACCGACACGAAAACUCUAGCUCCGGACAUGGUGAGACCCUUCCCAGAUUCUUUGUUCGUCAACGUCAGCUUCCAAACCCCCGAAAAAUUUCACGGCCAAACCGCACCCCUGAUAUCGUGAAUUCGACCGCUGACAGCUAUGUACAUAAAGGGCACAACUCGGACAGUGCGGCAUUUCCCAAGGGCUCGUAUCGGCCGGAACAGGCACAGUCUCUGCGUAAUUUUCCAGGCUUAUACAUCCAAAGAUUCGAUGCACAAAAUACGACAAAGCCACAGUCAACCGCAUUUGAUGGAAACGGCUCCGGCCACAACCUGCAUAAGAAGUUCUCAGCGGAAGAUUGGAGAGAGCAUCUAGAGAACUUCGACUUCCUGGGUGCUAAUUCCACUGAUCCAAAAUCACCUAAUACGCACAAUCGACCGCGUGCAUCAACUCGAACCGACUCCAGGCAAAGCGGAAUGUCGACAGGAUCGCCUAGAUUGAAGUCAUUUAGCCCUGGACCUGGGCAUAAGUCUCAGCCUCCGAUGCCGUCGCAGCAGCAAGUACCUACACCAUUUGCACAGGCGAAAUUCUCUGCGGAUCAGUGGUUUGAGAAGGUGAAAGAUAUCUCUUGGAAUGCUCAGGAGGUCGAUAAGGCGCGGUCCUCUUCCAACACACCGCCGCGAAGCCCGAAGAAGCAGGCAAGAUCUAGCACGAAAGUUCGAAGUACUCCGCAGGGGGCUAGCGUGGCGACGGAAGCCGAUGAAGCUAAAGAGACAAUCAAUGGCACCACGCCUCCGGAACCUAGCCGGUCAGCACCUGUUGAUGUGGAGGCCAUGGACAUUGAUGAGCCUGCCAUGCCGGCAAGUGCCAUACCUGCCAGACCUCCUGCCGGUGAUUCGAGGAGCACGAGCUAUCCGAACCUCGCUACUCAUGCUACUCAAAACCCUUCUCCUGCAACCACGAAGGCUCAGCCAACCUCUCAAACAGAGCGCGCACCUCAUCCUGAGAACCGUACACCGCUCUUCGAUCUAGGAAAUCUCCGCAACACUGCCCCUUUCACCAGCACAAAUAGUGGUGGAAUCGAGAACCUUGAAGACGUGCACACCAACCUCCCCUUCACCUCGAGAGCAAAACAACCAAAGACAGCGAAGCGUGACAUCAAACCCCGCGCCCUGAACCUCCCAAAUCCCCCCAAACGGCCCUGGGCCCCACAACCCACCCCCGCCUUUGCAGGUUCCCAGUAUCUCACGCUAUCCCGCGACAAAUGGAACUGGUACGUCUCAGCAAUGAGCACCUACAUGCACGACUGGAACAAAUUUAACCAACGCAUGCUCCUUCAUUUCAACACACGCCAAGCAGCCAUCGAAACAGGCCUCUCGCCGAAAUGGAUCAGCGCCGUCGGCGACACAGCCCGCCUCCAGAUCGACGGCGCCGAGGAGGACGAGAAGAGCGAGGACCGCGAUGAAUCUGACGAAGGCGACGAUCUUGUUCCUGGUAGUGGAAAGGGCGGGUUCAGUGCCUACCUGCGCGGUAUUGAGGAGGAUGUCCAGGUGCGGAAGCACUGGGAUGUAGCGUGUGAAAUGCACCGCGAGUGUAUCCUGGAUCUUGGAAGGUUGAGGGAAUGGAUUCGGAAUGGGGGAAAGGUUGUAUAG